Messenger RNA from Penicillium lagena, 423 nucleotides. RefSeq lists its product as uncharacterized. The record is from RefSeq and is a predicted model, not a curated record. The coding region runs from base 1 to 423 and encodes 140 amino acids. NCBI's taxonomy places the organism in Eukaryota, Fungi, Ascomycota, Eurotiomycetes, Eurotiales, Aspergillaceae. The transcript is spliced from 2 exons.
AUGUCGUUUGGCGAAUAUGCUACGAACGAAGGGCUAACCUGCCCGGACUCACAGUCUGACAAGACGAAGUACAGGCUGAUCGCUCCGAGACCCAGCACAGAGACCACCACCACCCUAUCUCCCGAAGAGCUCCACAAGCAGCACCUCGUAGCAACCCGAACCGAGAUCACCGCGAAACUCAUCGCAAAGUAUGACUACUGCGUCGAGUUUGGGCGCCGAGUCACGGAACUGCGGCGACUGCUCGAUGCCCUUUGCGAGACUCUCAGCACCUCCGCACAGACUACCUAUCGCCGCGAGUGGACCUAUGACCUGCAGGAGCAGCUGGACAGGAUGAAGCGAUAUGUUGCGCAAGAUCAUGCUGAACUGAAUGCACUCCGGGCGAGAUAUCGUGCGGUUACGCAGGAGUUGGAAGGAUUACCCUGA